UGAUGACGUUUGCCUGAAACCAUUGGAAGAUGUGGCUAACUUCAGCAAACGGGAUGAAUUUGUUAAUAUAAACUUGGAAUUCAAGAAAUAGCUGCAGGGAAUACGCGGUAAUUAAGAUAGGGACAAGAUGUUGGAAUCCUACGUCACACCGCUCUUGAUGAGCUAUGUGAACAAAUAUAUCAAGAAUUUGAAGCCGUCUGACCUGCAGCUGUCUCUCUGGGGAGGAGAUGUGGUACUCAGCAAGCUGGAUCUGAAACUAGAUGUCCUGGAACAGGAGUUGAAGCUGCCCUUCACUUUCAUGAGUGGUCACAUACAUGAGCUGCGUAUCCAUGUACCCUGGACCAAACUGGGCUCGGAGCCUGUUGUCAUCACCAUCAACACCAUGGAGUGCAUCCUCAAGCUGCGGGAUGGAGCCCAGGAUGACCACGAGAGUGGCUCCAGCUCCACCAGCCGCAGUGCCUCAGACAGCUCCAAAGCGGUGGCCAAGCCCCGCCGCCUCCAGCAGGCUGCCCCCAGUGACCCGGACCUGCCCCCAGGCUAUGUGCAGAGUCUCAUCAGGCGAGUAGUGAACAACGUGAACAUUGUGGUGAACAACCUGAUCCUGAAAUACGUGGAGGAUGACAUUGUGCUGUCGGUCAACAUCACCUCAGCAGAGUGCUACACUGUAGACGAUAUAUGGGAGAGGGCCUUCAUGGACAUAACUGCCCCAGAGCUGGUCCUGAGGAAAGUGAUCAACUUUGCUGACUGCACAGUGUGCUUGGACAAGCGGAACGCUAGCGGCAAGAUCGAGUUUUACCAGGACCCACUGCUAUAUAAAUGCUCCUUCAGAACCCGUCUUCACUUCACCUACGACAACAUGAACUCCAAGAUCCCAUCCGUCAUCAAAAUCCAGACCAUGGUGGAAAGCCUGAAGUUGUCCAUUACUGACCAGCAGCUGCCCAUGUUCAUCCGCAUCUUAGAGCUGAUUAUUGCCCUUUAUUAUGGAGAGAUUGGGGGGCACAAAGAGGGUGAGGGAGAGGAGGGCAGUGGGCAUGUCAGGGAGGCUGUGGCAAAUUUACCUGGUAUAGAUGUGGAUGUGGAGAACCAGGGGCUGACCAGACAGUACCCCAACCCAGACCUCUACAUGCAGGCUGGAGGGACAGAGGAGGCAGACCAGGGCUGGGUGUCCUGGGCCUGGUCCUUUGUCCCAGCCAUUGUAGGAACAGAGGAGGAGGAGGGAGAGGAAGGCCUUUACCAGCAGAGAGAGUCAGGAGGUGGCCCCAAUAACCCCCAACAACACACCCCCAAAGACCCCAUCGUCUCCAUAGGCUUUUACUGCACCAAGGCCUCUGUGACCUUUAAGCUGACAGAGACCCAGUCAGAGAGCAGCUACUACAGUCCUCAGAAGGUGAAGUCCAGAGAAGUUCUAUGUCUGGAGCAAGAGGGAAUCACGAUUGAGGUGCUGAUGAUGGGGGAGCCCUUCUUCGACUGUCAGAUUGGUUUUGUGGGUUGCCGGGCACUCUGCCUGAAAGGCAUCAUGGGAGUGCGUGAUUUUGAAGAGAACAUGAACCGACGUGAAGAGGAUGCUGUAUUCUUCAGCUGUGGGGAGAGCCUUAGCAGCAAAGGAAUGACCUACCUGACCAACUCCCUGUUUGACUACCGCAGUCCAGAGAACAACGGAGUCAGGGCCGAGUUCAUCCUAGAUGCCACCAACCACAAGGAGACCUACACAGAGAUAGUGGGCAUGCAGCGCUUUGGUGCUUUCUACAUGGAUUACCUCUACACAAUGGAAAAUGGCAGUGGCAAAGUGUGUAUUGGCUCUCAGGACUUCUCGGUGGUGAACGUAGAAGAGGCAGUGCCCCCUGUCCAGGAGACAUCAAUCAAGAGGCUGGUGGUGGGGCCUCUGGACAUCCGACUCCACAGCAGUGCUGUCCAUCGCAUCCUCAAAAUGAUCACCUGUGCCAUGGACCAUGAAUAUGAGCCCUACUGCAAACCACAGCGAGAAGUGGUUGAGGAGAGCCGAAGUCCAGCCACACCAGAGCAGAUAUCAGUCCUGGAGGAGUUCAUCCCCACCAGACUUACCUGUCUCACUCUACUCCAAGUCUCCAUCACAGUCACCAUGGCUGAGUUCAACUUGCUACACACACUCAUGCCCAUCAUCAUGGGACACAAGGCUGCACCGGGGUCUGUCAGUGCGCCGGUAUUCCAGCCUGUACGACCUCUACCAGCUGUGCGCUUCCAGGUUGAGAGGGUGAAUUUUGAGCACUCGGUGCCCAUGUAUGCUCCAGAGCUGGUCAGCACAAUCAGCAGUCUCAGCCAGCCCUCUGAUAACCUGUUACACCACUGCUAUGCACACUGCUACCUCAAGGUGUUUGGAUUCCAGGCAGGUUUAACAUGCCAGGACAGUACAGGGAGUUUCCUGCCUCUCAUCCCCAUCAUCCCUUCCUUCAGCACUGCGCUCUAUGGCAAGCUGUUGCAGAUGCCCGCCUACUGGACCAAGAGGUCUUUGGUGCCCACCUUUGAGUGUAUCUUUGAGCUUCCCCACUUCACGGUGCAGGCCACGCGGGCCCAGACACUGCUGCUUCAGGCGAUCUGCCAGAGCUGGACCCACAGUGUGGUGAAUGGAGCUCCACCGACACUCAGUGAGGGCCUGCUCAAUGAAGUCUACAGAGCUUCAGGUGUGAAAUCUCCAAGCCUGUCGCCGACUCUUGAGGGCUCCGUCCAGAAUGUGGAGCUGAAGUUGUGCAGCCGCGCGACGGUGAAAUGUGCCUCGGGAACCGUGGGAGCUGUAAAAGUGUGCGCCAGGACCCCAGGUUCAGCAGAGGGGGUGAAGGAGAAGCUAGUUCCUCUGAUCCAGGGUCCAUCUGACACCAAGGAGCUCCAUAUGAGCCGCUGGCUUAAUGAGAUCCGCAAACCUGAGUCCCUUCUGGCCCCUGACCUACUGGCAUUUUCUGUUCAGGUUCCUCAGCAAGGAGACGACUCCAGGAACUCAGGUGCUGUACUGCUGGUCAGUGUACAGGGCAUUGCCGUCAACGUAGACCCUGUCUUCUGUACUUGGCUGCUGCACCAGCCUCACAGAGGGAGCAGCAGACAGCAACAACAGCCUCCAGGAGCAGCUCCCCUGUCCAAGAGGAGAGAGGAUGAGGUCUCUGUGGGGAGCACGCCACUGGCCAAACAGCCCUCCAAUCAGGCCUCAGACUAUGCCAGCAGCCCGGUCAAAACCAAGACAGUGACAGAAUCACGUCCACUAUCCAUCCCGAUGAAGGUGAUGCCUAGCACUGCACCAGUGGAGUCAUGGGCAACCUCAGAAGAGCGAAUGAAGGAACUCAUUACCCAUGCAUGGAAUGCUGUUAAACGCCUUACUGUACAGUUGGAGCUGCAGUCAUGCUGUGUGUUCCUGCCCAACGACAGCCUUCCCUCCCCGACUACCAUCAUCUGUGGAGACAUCCCUGGCACCGUCCGCAGUUGGUACCACAACCAGGCCUCCAUGCCGGGCACUCUGGUAGUCUGCCUUCCCCAGAUCAGUGUCUUCAGUGCCGGACACAAAUACAUGGAACCACUGCAGGAGCUGCCCUUUGUUGUGUCUAAGCCCAUUUUGGAGGAGGGCGAUGCCUUUCCAUGGACAGUAAGCCUGAGUCAGUUCAGUGUAUAUACUCUGCUGGGGCAACAGAGAAGCCUGAGCCUGUUGGAGCCCAUGGGGUGUACCUCCACAUUGGCCGUCACCUCUCACAAGCUGCAGGGCCCUGGGACGGGCUGCCCUGAGGGACGCCACUCCUUUGUAGUGUGCCUGCAUGUUGAUCUACAGCCAGUCCAAGUCAAGUGCUCCAACCCACAGGUUCAGCUGUUGUACGAGCUCUUCCUCAGCUGGAGCUCUACAUCGGCUCGCCUCCAGAAGCAUGGCAUCCUGCGUCAGACCUCCACUAUUCCAGAACCCGCUGCUGGUGCGACUCCAUCCUCCCCAGUUCGCAGCAGUGCAGGCACCGCCCCGCCAGACACCAGCACCUGCAGCCCCUCCGCCGAUUUCGGCUCCCCAACAGAGGGUGACUCAGUGCCUGCUGGAGAUGACAGUCCAUUCUCAGACACAGUGACCCUGGAGCAGAAAACGAGCAGCAUAGGUGGCACCAGUGGGAAGGUCAGCCUUUGGAUGCAGUGGAUGCUUCCCAAGGUCACUGUUAAACUGUUUGCCCCGGACCCUUCUGCCAAAAAGACAGAGAUCUGUGUUAUCAGUGAACUGGAAGACCUGAGCGCCUCAGUAGAUGUUCAAGACGUUUACACAAAGAUCAAGUGUAAAGUGGGCAGCUUCAACAUCGACCACUACAAAUGCAGUUCAGAGGAGGGUGUUUGGAGCUCGGGCAGCUGUGGAGGAGUGGUCCUCUCUUGCACUGACAAGCUGAACAGACGCACUGUGCUGGUUCGACCCGUCAGCAAGCAAGACUCUUUCAGCCACUUUACUGGUUUUUUCCCUCCUACCGCAGCCAAGGUCCUGGAAGGCUCUCACCAGCAGCAUGGCUUCCUUUCCAUCACCUACACCCAAGCCGUCACCAAAAAUGUACGCCACAAGCUCACCACACGGCCUGACCGGCCUUCGCGCAGCAGCAUUGCCACUGGUAGUCAGCGGGUGACUACUGAUCCUCUGGCAGACGGUUCGCCUCAGUACCUUCGAGAAAUCCUGCUGACCGCCCAGCCAUUUGAUGUGGUACUCUCCUGUCCCUUAUUGGCCACUGUAGCAGGGCUGUUCCAGGCUACACUACCGAGACGCUACCGAGAGCGUGGGAAGUCAGCUGGCCAGCCAAUGAGAAGCCACACGUUGACCUCUCGGUGUUUGCCUCUCAUCUACAUCAACACCAGUGUGAUCAGGGUCUUCUGUCCUGGAGCACAGGACAAACACACAGCAUCAGUUGAUUCCCAUUUGAAGAAGGAGGACACCCUGGUACUGAAGCUAGCUUCCCUCAGCAUGGCUCCUCAGGCUGAUAACCCUCUGACCCGCACUGUACUGCGCAAAGACAUCUACCAACGUGCGUUGAACUUGGGCAUCCUACGUGACCCUGGUUCUGAGGUGGAAGACCGUCAGUACCAGUUGGACCUCCAGUCCAUCAACAUCGGCACGGCCCAAUGGGAGCAGCUGAAGCCAGAAAAGGAGGGAGCGAAAGGAGGGGUAUCAGCAGAGAAUGAGAGGAGCUCACAGAACCCGGCCCUGGAGUGGAAUAUGGCCAGCAGUAUCAGGCGGCACCAGGAACGCCGGGCCAUCCUGACACCCAUCCUGACUGACUUCUCUGUCCGGGUGACUGCUGCCCCAGCCAUCAUCUUCAGCAAGACCCUUUCCCCUGACACUGGACAGGCAGAGGAAGUGGUGGUGUGUGGUCACUCUCUAGAAGUCAAUGUGACCAGCAGUCUGGACUUUUACCUCAGUGUUGCCCAGGUCCAGCUCCUUCAGCAGCUUAUCAGAGACAACAUGGUGGGCAUGGAUACCCCCGAGAAGAGCACUGAGGUGCUGCGACAAGAGCGGGAGCGUAGCGGUCGGGAUGCAGCGGCAGGUGGUGACUCGUCAUCUCGUCACAGUGGGGCAGGGCAGGACAGUGGCUUUGGCAGUGACAGCGCCCACAUCCGCAUUGUCCAGAUAGAGCAACAGAGUGGGGCCAGCCACCAUCGCCUCGCCAGACCAUCCCACAAGUCCACCAUCAUCAAGAAUCUUAGCUUCAUCCCCUUCGACAUCUUCCUCACCGCCAGUAAGCUGUCUGUCAUGACCUACGCUUGCUCCAGCCCCCCAAAGGCCCUCCCCUCCUCGUCGGACACCCCCAGCACACCAGAGAAGAAGGAGCCUGGGGAUAAGGUGGGGAAGAGUGCCCUCAACCAGCCUGAAAUCCCAUGUGAGUCCCCCCCCAAGUCGGCCUCCCCAACCCUGGACCCUGCCCCCGUGGCUCAGGGUUCCCUGGCUGGUCUGACUGCUGAGGACCUCCUGAACAGCAACACAUCCCAGACCCAGCCAGCCUCCCCGCUGCUGAGAGGCAGCCUGCUCUCCCUGGACGGCCUGCCUACUCCCAGCCGCUCCUCAGCCCGCCAGGCCCUGGGUGUUACCAUCGUGAGGCAGCCAGGCAGGAGAGGGCCUGGGGAUUUGGUUCUGGAGCCCCUGCUGUACCUGCAGGUGGUGCAGCCCUCUGCCCUGCUCAGUUGCCACCACCGGAAGCAAAGGAUGGAGUUGUCAGUAUUUGAUGUAGCCUUAAGAGGGGUGGCCUCAGACUACAAGUGCCUAGAUCCAGGGAAGACUCUGCCAGAGUCUCUGGACUACAACGUGUUUUGGCUACAGACGGUAGCAGGAGAGGCUGACAGUAAAACGGGCAUCCCUCCUCCUCUGCUCUGCUUGCAGAUCAAAGACUUCCUCAACGGACCAGCUGAGCUGAAUGUGGAGCUAUCACGCCCCCUCAAGAUCAGUCCUACUCUGGCUAAGCUGGAGCAGGCCAAGACCUACCUGAGAAAAGUUUUACCAAACCAAAUGUGGGAUUCCUCCAGUAAACCUCCCUCCACAUGCGCCACACCUCACUCUUCCCCAACCAAGACACCACCCAGGACUGGUCCUCCUCGCGCUGACACCCACCAUCAGGGGUCUGCCCUGAGCAAGGCCAGCAGCCUCAGGGCCCUAGCCAUGUCCUUCCACAAGGUGUCCCUCCACACUGCCCAGAUAGUGGUAUUCAUGGAGACAGAGUCACAUCCAGUGAAGCCCAGUGUGACAGUGUCAGUGUCAACAAUGACUGGGUGUCUAAACAUGAAACCAGGGCCCAGGAUGGAAGAUGCUGUCCAGGCUGCCUCUGUGCUAUUGGAGUUGCAGGAUGUGUUGGUGAGAACUGGACUGAAGGACCGGAGCCGUCUGCUGCUGGGACCUUUCUCCUGCAGUGCCGCCCUAGAGGCCCGGUGGUGUCGGCACAGUGGCAGCCCUGGUCCUGAGCCCGGCCCCCCUAAACUACUGUUGGACCUUAAAGGAGGCUUGCUGCAGGUCUUUUGGGGCCAGGAGCAUUUGAAUUGUCUCAAGUUGGUUGAGGAGCACCUACAGGCCUACCUGCAUUUCCAGAAAGGGGACUCAGCUGAUAUCUGUUCUAAUAAGGGCAAGCCCAACCACACUCAGGCACCUCCCUGCCCAUGUUCCCCCUCUCCCAGGACAGAACACAGCUCCGAUGACCUGCGCACAGGCCUUUUCCAGUACAUCCAGGAUUCAGCCUCUCAGAGACUGCCGGGGCCUUAUGAGGUCGUGUUCUACAGUGAGACAGAGGACAGCCCAGGGGUGAUGAUGUGGAGGUAUCCCGAACCGCGGGUACUCACCUUCGUCAGGAUAACCCCCGUCCCCUUCAACACCACAGAGGAUCCCGAGAUAAGCACGGCUGACCUGGGAGAUGUCCUGCAGGUUCCAUGCAGCCUAGAGUACUGGGAUGAGCUCCAGCAGGCCUUUGUUCCCUACCGGGAGUUCAGCCUGUCAGAGAGCAGUGCCUGCCAGCUGCAGCUGCCCAGCCUCAGUCUCACCAACCAGCAGAAGGAGCUGGUGGCCUCAGAUCUUUGGAGGAUCGUACUCAAUAAUAACGGAGAGGGAGGAGAUGAGCAGAGUUCGGACAGUGAGUCUGGUUCCCAGCUACCCUGCGAUCAGCUGGUGUCUCCCACAGCGUUGGCAGCCUGCACUCGUGUGGACUCCUGCUUCGCUCCCUGGUUCGUUCCCUCACUGGGCAUCUCCCUGCAACUGGCACAGAUGGAGGUUCACCUCUGCCACCACCUAGAACAACUGGGCACAGUUCCAUCUCGGCGUCUUCGUCCCUUCGUGCCAGACAGGAAGUUACCUCAGGAGCAGGAGUUCUUGGUGAUUGGGGCUCGGGAACCUCGGGUCUUCCUGCGUCAGUGGAGCAGUGGAGUGCGUCUCUGCCAGGAGUUCAGCUUUUCCACCCAGCUGGACUGCAGGCUGCUGGAAUACCGUAACCUAACGCACCUUCAGCUUCUGCAGCCUUUCAUGCUACAAGGCCAGGCUGCAGCCACCUGCUACCCCCAGAGCACCAUGCUGGAUGGAAAUGUGUUUGUGGACCCAGUGUUCCUCAAUAUCAGUCAGUAUACCAUCCAUACCCUGGACACUGCCUUGCAAAGCUGGCAACAGAAUGGGAACUCAGAGGCUGAGGAGCUGGUCUACAGCCACUAUGUGAUCUGCAACGACACCCAUGAGACGCUUCGCUUCGGCCAGGUGGACACAGAUGAAAACGUGUUGCUGGCCAGCCUGCACAGCCACCAGUACAGCUGGAGAUCUCACAAGUCCCCUCAGCUGCUGCACAUCUGCAUCGAGGGUUGGGGAAACUGGCGCUGGUCGGAGGCCUUCAGCGUGGACAAUGUGGGAACUCUGCUCAGGACAAUCCAGUACAAAGGACGCACCGCCUCGCUCAUCAUCAAAGUGGUGCAGCUCAACGGUGUCCAGAAACAGAUAAUCAUCUGUGGCCGGCAGGUGAUGUGCAGCUACUUGGCCCAGGACAUUGAACUUCGGGUGGUGCAGCACUAUGUGGGUCCAGAUGGUCAGACAGUGGUCAGAGAGCAUUGUGACUGUCUGGAGGCUGGGGCCAAGCUUCCCUCCUAUGUCUUGGAGGAUGCUGAGAUGACGGAGCUGUGCUUGAGGGCGCGAGGAGACGAGGACUGGUCCCAGGACGUCCAGCUGGAGAAACAGGACAAGUGCAGCAGCAGCUCCGUGGUGCAGGUGCCUUGCUCUAGCGGUUCUUUGCUCUACGUGUGGUGCACUCUCAUCACUAUUGAACCUGAUUCUCACAUGCAGCAAAGGGUGGUGGUUUUCAGUCCACUGUUUGUGAUGAGGAGCCAUUUGCCAGAUCCAGUCAUCAUCAACAUAGAGAAGAGGAGUCUGGGGCUGAGGGAGAGCCAGCUGAUACAAGGACAGGGCCACCAGGAGCCCUUGUUAAACACUGAGGCUGAUCUCACACACCACCUCACCUUUCAAGCCAGGGAAGAAGAAGAUGCCUCCCAUUGUGCGGUACCAAUCUCAACCAGCCUGAUCAAACAGAUAGUGAACAAGGCCGGGACCAAGGACAACCUGGAGCACAUCCUGGCUGAAUUUUACGGCCCGAAGAACUCCACUGAGUCGCCCUGGCCCUACGCCACCAAAGAUUCAGACAGGUUCAUAGUGGAGCCCCUUGCCCAGUGGGACAGUCCCAUGCAGGUGAAGUUGUCUUGCUGGAAGUCCGGCCUGAACACCCUGCUGGUGGAGCUGCUCCCAUGGGCGUUACUGGCCAACCACUCCCACUGGGACCUCUGGCUGUUUGAGGGAGAGACCAUCGUGCUGCAGAUACCAGCUGGAAAGGUUAUUGUACCACCGAACUUCAAGGAAGCCUUCCAGAUAGGUAUCUACUGGGCCCACACCAACACCGUCCACAAGUCCACAGCACUGAAGUUAGUCCACGACCUGACCUCUCCUCGCUGGAAGGAGGGCUCAGGUUCGGAGGUGGUCACUCUGGACGAGGAGGGCUACGUGGAGGCCGACAUCACUCUGGGAGCCUUUCCUGGAAAACAGAAGCUGUGUCAGUUCUGCGUGUCAUCUAUGGUGAGACACGGCAUCCAGAUCCUGCAGAUAGAGGACAGAACAAUUAUCGUCAACAACACUCCUUACAGUUUACAGUACAGACCUCUGCUGUCUGAUCACACACUAGGAGCAGAUGACCAGCCCUAUGAGAUCCCAGACACAGCAGCGUUCAGCCUUGCUCCAUCAGAACCGGACUCCCCUGCCAGGCCCUGCUCUGUGCCGUGCUGGGACCUCGUCCGAACCAGCAUGCAGGGUGAGGUGGAGUUGCCUCUUCCUCUCCGACACAUGCUCUUCAGCUCAUUCCCUAGGCCGGACAGCGGGGUAGCAGCUGGACCCGUGGCGUGGAGCCUCCCCACUCCCAUCCGAUCAGACUUCCCCCGGCAAAGCGUGUCCGUCCCUUGGGAGCUGGGUGGCGGGGCCGGCGUGAGCAGCAGAGCCUUGGUGCUGACAUAUCAGGAACACCUUGGGGUGACAUACAUCACCCUGAAUGAAGACCCGUGUCCUCGGAUGGUCGUCCACAACAAGUGUCCCAUCCCACUGCUGCUGAAAGAGAACGUCAGAGAAUCCCCGAGGACUGAGGUGUACUGCCGUCCUCUGCCUCCCAACUGCUCAGUGCACCAUGAGCUCUACCACCACGCCUCCUGUUUCCCAGACUGCAGGCAGAGAGAGGCGCUGCCCACCCUCCUGCUAAAAACCACCUCAGAUCACAGCAGCACCGACUGGACCGACCCCAUCGACAUCAACUGCCCCGGCACACAGGUGGUGUUUCUGCCAGGCUUUGGCUGUCUCUAUGUAGACAUGGUGUACAACAGAGGAACCCUGGUUCUGUCCCUGGCACCAGAGGGCAGCGUGGACUCUGUGCUCAGCCAGUACAGCAGAUCCUCCAAUCAGAAGCUGGCCUUCAAAGUCCUUCUCAGUGAGGCCAGUGUGUCACUAAGUGAUGACAUCACCAGCCCCUCUGGUUCUGUGGAGCUGCUGAGGCUUACCUUGACCAAGCUGCUCCUCAGCAUGGCUCCAGCACCCGCCUCCCUGCCCUCCGACCUGGCGUCCGACCCCAGUAAGGGCACAGCGCCCGUCUCCGCCCUCAUCCCGGACGCCUUUCUGAUCGAGCUGCACUGCUCGGGUCUCCAAGUGGACAACCAGCUGUACAACCGAGCCAGCUUCCACUUCCCUGUGCUGCUGUGCCAGGAACAGAGAGGGGGCGUCGAGGUGGGGGGCCCGUGGAGCAGCGAUGCCAACCCCACCGACUCUCUAGAGGCGCUGGAGCAGUUUAAACACUCCUGCUUCCUCCAGCUGGGCCUGACGCUGGCAGAGGACGGACAAACUGUGGAGCAGGUCAACUUCCACCUCCAGCCUGCCAGAGUCUAUCUAGAGGACACAUUUGUUUACUACAUUAAGACCCUGUUCCACACCUACAUCCCUGACAGCGCCAUGGCCCCAACCACAACAGAGUCCCAGAGGAGGAGAGAGCCAGGAGGAGCUCCCACCCUCCCUGAACAGGUGAUUCAGUCGGUGCAGGCGCUGGUCCACCCUGUGCGGAUGCAGCGGCUGGCCAUCCAGCCAGUCAACCUGCUGGUCAGCAUCCACGCCUCCCUUAAACUCUACAUCGCCUCUGACCACACUCCCCUCUCCUUCUCCCUGUUUGAGCGAGGCCCGCUCUGCACCACAGCCAGACAGCUGGUCCACGCUUUGGCCAUGCACUACGCUGCAGGAGCCCUCUUCAGAGCCGGCUGGGUGGUGGGGUCUCUGGAGAUCCUGGGCAGCCCUGCCAGUCUGGUGCGGAGCAUCGGUAACGGCGUGUCCGACUUCUUCCGACUGCCGUACGAGGGAUUGACGCGCGGGCCUGGAGCCUUCGUCAGCGGGGUGUCCAGAGGGACCACCUCUUUCGUCAAACAUAUCUCAAAAGGCACACUGACAUCCAUCACUAACCUGGCAACCAGUCUGGCCAGGAACAUGGACCGUCUGUCUCUGGAUGAGGAGCACUACACCAGGCAGGAGGAGUGGAGACGACAGCUACCAGAGAGCCUCGGAGACGGGCUGAGACAGGGGCUGUCGCGCCUCGGCAUUAGCUUGUUAGGGGCGAUAGCCGGCAUCGUGGAUCAGCCCAUGCAGAAUUUCCAGAGGACCUGGGAGUUGCAGAGCUCAGCGGGCAGCAAGGCUAAAGGGGUCAUCUCUGGGGUGGGGAAAGGCAUCGUGGGGGUUUUCACCAAGCCCAUUGGGGGAGCAGCCGAACUUGUGUCUCAGACCGGAUACGGUAUCCUGCAUGGAGCAGGCCUGUGGCAGCUUCCUAAACAACUCUACCUGCCUGCAGAGCAGAAGUCUGCUCAGGCCCCCAACAGCCACCUGAAAUAUGUCUGGAAAAUGCUCCAGUCUCUGGGCCGCCCGGAGGUGCACAUGGCCCUGGAGGUGACCAUCGUGAGUGGGUCAGGGCAGGAGCACGCCGGCUGCCUCCUGCUCACUUCAGAAGUCCUGUUUGUUGUCAGCCUCAGUGAAGACACCCAGCAGCAGGCCUUCCCCAUCACCGAGGUGGAGUGUGAGCAGGAGGCGGGAGAGGGCCAGCUCACCCUUACCUUACAGCAGCAGACAGUCACCAAUGACACUGAGGGUGACGGUGCUCGUGAGCGUCUGUCAGAGCAGCAGUAUCGGCGGCUGCUGGAUUACGUGACGCGGGCCUCGCAGUACCUCUCCCCCUCCGCCACCUCGCUGCAACAACAGCCCCCAGUGACACUCGCCGAGCCGCCACCCACCGUCACCAAGUCCUACCACUACCUGGUGGAGCCCGCCUUUGCCAGGGUGUUCGUCAGCAAGUUCACCAUGGUAAAGAACAAGGCCUUACGCAUCGGAUUCCACUGAUAAACACAGAAACACAUCUGCAUUCAAAUAGAGCAGAAAAUCUGAUCUUUAAUUGUACAUGGCUGCAGUCUGAAAAGGGAAAAAUGUGCCUGACAGCCACAAGAUCAGACAAAGUUUUUUUUGUUGUUGUUGUUGUGUGGCCUUUGCCUCUAGCGUUUGAUUCAAAAAAGGUUCUUGGGAUACACUGAACCCUGGCUUUUUGUAACAAAUAAUUCCCCAUUUAUGCAAAAGAUACCUGUUAGGGUGAUUUAUCCUUAGGGUUAUAGAAUAUUCUCACAAAUUGCCUUUCAAAGUAACAUUUUCAUCAGUGAACAUAGUCUGUAGUGAACACUAAUGUUAAAAAAUACAAAGAUAAAAAGAAUUACUAUAUGAACCUAAACAACAAACUUUUUGUCCUUGAA
Messenger RNA from Myripristis murdjan (pinecone soldierfish), 12777 nucleotides. RefSeq names its product vacuolar protein sorting 13 homolog B (gene vps13b). NCBI's taxonomy places the organism in Eukaryota, Metazoa, Chordata, Actinopteri, Holocentriformes, Holocentridae. The coding region runs from base 128 to 12376 and encodes 4082 amino acids. The transcript has 68 exons. The record is from RefSeq and is a predicted model, not a curated record.